AAAAAAUUAAAUAAUUGAAAACAAAUUAAGCAGUAGAGAAAGAGUAAAAUGCGGAAUCGGAGAAAGUAGGAGGAUCAGUGGCGGUGAUCGGAGAGAAUCGAGGCGUCAACGACAAACACUACUCUAUCGGCGCUCUCAUUACAGCAAUCACUGAUUUCGAAAUUGUUUUGUUUGCAAAGAAAACUGAGGUUUGACCUUGGCGAAAUCCUCCAGGGAGGUAGAAAGAAGAAACGCCAUGGAUAAGCACGAGAACUUCGAUAAAUUGAAACAAUUAUAAGGCACCGGAGACAAACACGAUCACCAAAACUCACACAUACGGACGGCGAUUCAGACUUGCAGUAUACUUCAGUUUUAAUGGAAGUUAAUAAUAUGCCAUUCCGUUAUCUUUUACUAAUCGCACUGGUUAUGCUUUUCACACUCGUUGCGACAGAAGAGUCAUUGCUCAAUCCUCGCAUUCAACGAGAGCUGCGAGUAAAUCAUCCUCUGCAUGAUUGUGACGUUGAUGAUGAAAAGGAUCAGGUCCGUCCUUCUGAAGUCAGAGUGGGAGCUGGAAAUACUUUGGAAGAUAAGGAUAUUGACAUUAUUGCAACAUACAGUGACACUUCCGGUAGCAUUCAGAUAAGGAGGGUGAAAAUGAAGGACCUGUCUGCUUCAUGGAUCCUGAAAAACCCUAUAACUAAUAACAAUGGUACGCAAAAGGCAUCCCAGAUUGUGGAAAACUCGUUUGCAUCUGAUAAUAAAAUUACUGAUGACGUCGAGGAUUCUAGGAUCCACCAUUUUCCUAAGUUGGCAAUAAGUCCAGUGAAGCUGCAGCGGAGGGAACUACGAAAAAGGAGAAAGGACCUCCGAACUGCUUUGCUACUACAACAAGAUAAGGAAGCAGACAACCAUGCACGAGCAUCUGCAAUAAAAAGCUCUGAAAGCCUGGAUACCACUGUCAAGGAAAAGUACAGUAUAUGGAGGAGAGAUUUUGAGAAUCCAAAUUCUGAUUCCAUGCUGAAACUGACACGGGACCAGAUUAUAAUGGCUAAAGCAUAUGCGAAUAUAGCCAAGUCCAAUAACGAGACCAGUCUUUAUGACUCACUUAUGAAACAUUCUAGAGAAAGUCUACACGCAAUUGGAGAAGCUACAUCAGAUGCCGAGCUUCACCCUAGUGCACUUGCUCAAGCAAAAGCAAUGGGUCAUGUGCUCUCUAUAGCAAAGGAUCGAUUAUAUGAAUGUACUACUAUGUCAAGGAAGCUGCGAGCCAUGCUUCAGUUGACUGAAGAGAAUGUUAAUGCUCUGAAGAAGAAGAGUGCCUUCUUGAUUCAGCUAGCUGCCAAAACAGUUCCAAAACCAUUGCAUUGCCUUCCAUUGCAACUUGCAAGUGAGUAUUUCAUGCAAGGUCAUCAAAAUAAAGAUUAUACAAACAAAGAGAAGCUAGCUGAUGCUUCUCUUUACCACUAUGCCAUCUUUUCUGAUAAUGUACUAGCUACAUCUGUGGUUGUCAAUUCCACCGUGCUUCAUGCAUUGAAUCCCGAGAAGCACGUUUUCCACAUAGUCACUGAUAAAUUGAACUUCGCUGCAAUGAAAAUGUGGUUUAUUAUGACACCCCCGGCAAAAGCAACAGUUGAAGUUCAGAAUAUUGCUGAUUUUAAGUGGUUGAAUUCAUCUUACUGUUCCGUUAUACGUCAGCUUGAAUCUGCCAGGAUUAAGGAAUACUACUUCAAAGCAAAUCAUCCUUCAUCUCUUUCUGCUGGGUCUGAUAAUCUAAAAUACAGGAAUCCAAAAUAUUUAUCUAUGCUCAAUCAUCUCAGAUUCUACCUCCCUGAAAUUUAUCCAAAGUUAGACAAGAUCCUCUUUCUGGAUGAUGAUAUUGUAGUUCAGAAGGAUUUGACACCACUUUGGUCUAUUGAUCUGCAAGGAAUGGUUAACGGUGCAGUGGAGACUUGUAAGGAGAGCUUUCAUAGGUUUGAUAAGUAUCUUAAUUUCUCUAAUCCAAAAAUCUAUGAGAAUUUUAAUUCGGACGCUUGUGGUUGGGCAUUCGGCAUGAAUAUUUUUGACUUGAAGGAGUGGAAAAGGCGAAAUAUCACUGGCAUUUAUCAUCAUUGGCAAGAUCUGAAUGAGGACAGAACACUCUGGAAGUUGGGGACAUUACCACCAGGAUUGAUCACUUUCUAUAAGCUAACUUUUCCAUUGGAUCGGAGCUGGCAUGUCUUGGGACUUGGUUAUGAUCCUGCUCUCAACCAAACCGCGAUUGAGAAUGCUGCAGUAGUUCAUUACAAUGGAAACUACAAGCCAUGGUUGAAUUUAGCUAUUGCUAAAUACAAGUCUUACUGGUCUAAAUAUGUACCGUUUGAUAACCCUUAUCUCCAACUUUGUAACAUAAGUGAAUAAUUUCUCCCGUAGAUAUUAGAAUCAAAUUAUCAUUUUCAAUUUCUUCAGUAAUCAAUUCUUUCCAUUUUAGAUUUU
This is a messenger RNA of Mercurialis annua (annual mercury), 2451 nucleotides long. Its product is annotated as probable galacturonosyltransferase 3. The transcript is spliced from 9 exons. The record is from RefSeq and is a predicted model, not a curated record. Gene Ontology annotation, molecular function: polygalacturonate 4-alpha-galacturonosyltransferase activity. Bases 355 to 2376 code for a protein of 673 amino acids. NCBI's taxonomy places the organism in Eukaryota, Viridiplantae, Streptophyta, Magnoliopsida, Malpighiales, Euphorbiaceae.